Molecule: messenger RNA, 5728 nt
Organism: Delphinapterus leucas (beluga whale)
Lineage: Eukaryota; Metazoa; Chordata; Mammalia; Artiodactyla; Monodontidae
Source: RefSeq, a predicted model, not a curated record
CUCUUGGGACGGGAUGCGGGGACCCCGGGCCGGCGCUCUCGCGGUGCUCCUUGGGCCUCACCGUGCGUGGCCACGCGGGACGACCGUUGGGCUCCUCACCUGGGGGCAGUCUCCUCACCUAGGGUUGGGGCUCCUUGCCCGGGGCCUGAUGAGUGUGUUUCUGGGGUUCCAGACAUCUGCAUUUCCCCACGUGCCCGAGGCAGUUGGCACUGGAACCCGUGGUUUAAGUUAGGAGGAACGGAGGUGGGCAUUACCUGGUUUCUAGUAGGACAGAACUGCCAGAAGGAAGCAGCACAAAUGAUAGAGUUUUCUCUGGCCGAAUUUGUACCAGUUCCUUUGUGUUUCCAGCCAGGGAUUAAUAACGUGAACAUCUGACUUGACCAGUUUCAGUAGAGACCUUAGAAUCCGAAUAGACGGGGACAAGAAGCCCUUUGCACCUAAUCUGAGGGGUCACCAUCCUAUAAACUACGUGUUUUAAAGUCGUGGCCUGUCUUGGCCUGUGGGUGCCUCAGAUUAACAACCCGAACAGCUGCAAGCAGGUGUGGACCAGUGCACAUGCGUCUGCUCACCGUCUCGGGCCCGGUGGGGGUUGACCAUGGUUUCUGUACUUGCUUAUGUCCUGUUUGUUUCCUCGUGGUCCCGGGUGGGCAUGCAGGGUGCCGCUAGCGCCUUCCAACAUAAGCUGCUUUGCCGGUUGGUUUCUGCCGUUGGUCAUCGGCACAGGGCACACUCUCAUCUGGGUGAGAAGCUCCUGGGGCCCGGAGCGGGGUUUGGCAGGUACCUUUUCACCCCACAGCUCGUGAAAUAACAGAGUCUAGAUCUUCCCGCAGGGGAACCUCCUCCGGGCAGAGGUGUGGAGUGGGGUGUGCAGGGACUGGCCUGGGACAGCUGUGAGCCCGAGCGAGGUUCCUGCCACGGAGCACCUGCGCAGCUGCUCCAACCGCCUGGCCUUAGAGAUGCUUCCUAGUUCUUUAGACUCUUUUUCCCCUCGAACAGUAAGAGAACAGAGAGUAGUAUAUGAACGUUCCGUGGUCUCUUCGGCUUCACUGGAAAUUAAAGCGUGAACGUUUCUUUAAUGAAAAUGUAAACUGGUGUGAUGAGAUCCACGCUUAGUUUUUAUGAAUUUCUUCUUCAAGUAGUUUAUUGAGCACCUGCUAUGCGCCAGGCUGUGCUGAUACAGCAGUGAGUCAGCCCUGCCCUCAGGCUGUGAGCCCAGUAGGGGAGACAGAUGGCCCCUGUGAUGACCAGAGUCCAUCCUUGCUGAGGUUACAGUGGGCAGCGGGGGACAGAAAAAUCCCGCCCUUACAUUUGGUAAGAGAAAAGUUCUGUUUCUUCCCUGGGAACUGCACGUUAUUUUGGUAAUUCUUAAUUCUUAGAGCCCUUUGACCCCCCUUACUUCCCUCACCUCACCACCAUAUCAGACAGGAUUCCUGUUCCCCCAGUUGUUGAUUCCCCACUUGCUAUCUUAGGAGAGUACAGACUUCAUACCUCUCCCUCGAACCAAAAAGUAGUUUUAACAAAUAGUAAGCACCGUGGUUCUCUCCUUUCACUUCUUGCCCUUCUGGUUUUGAUCAAAUAAAAGCAAACCUGUUUUCAGACAAGCCAGAAACAGGAAGAGUUUGCCAUCUUCCUUCCCUCGCCAGAUUGAAAGAUGGAGGUCUUCCAUGAGUAGGAACUGCCCCAGACACUUCCAUGGUUUUCUCAGGAAGCUUCGUGGCAUGGGGUGCCCCCCAAAGUGCCGUUGGUGUUUGGGUGGUCCAUUGCAGGCACAUCUGUCUGCAUCCCCACCCUCCCAGGAACACACUCUUGCUUUCUGCCAUAUCCACGAGUUUGUGCUCAUGCCCAGCGUGGUGCUCCCCGGGGCUCUAAGAGGCUCAGGGGGUGAAGUUCAGAACACAGCAGGUGGGUGUCCGCGGCCGUCUCACCAUCCUUGGGGUGCAGGGCUUUGCUGGCGCCCCGAGCCCUGCGCCUCACCUCCUGUCCUCUCGUGGCUGUCCCUCUGCAGUUCUCCAGGCGCACCCCUCCCGCCCUUCUACUUCACAGCCUCCCGGCCCGUCUCCCUCGGCCAGUACCGUGCGGGCCGAGCCCAGCUUGUUCCUAACUCUCCGGCCAGAUUUCAGCUUCUCGAGCACGGGGGUCGUCCUGCUGCCCUCCAGCGCCGGGCUGGCCCAGGGCCCGGCUGCACAGUGGACUAAACUCGGGUCCUGCAACUCAGGUCUUUCUUCCUGGAAAAGUAUUCACACAACUUAAAGCGUAAGAAGGCUGGUUAAAGUACGAAAGCUUCUCUAGCGUGAUUUUUCUUUCAGCGUUCUAUUUUGAUGUGUUUUCAGAUUACAGAAGCUGCAGCAGUUCAAAGGAUUCCCAUUCCCUUCAAACACAUUUCCCAGGUGUUAACUCGAGUGUGAGUUUUGAAGCUUGGGGACCUGCGACUCUAUUCUCUCAAAACGAUUCGAGUGGCGGUGCCGACGGUGGAUGAAGGUCCGUGAGGCUGACGUGCAGAAUGGCCGGGAAGAGGCCGUCGGGCCUGGGCAAGCAGCGCCGGCUCCUGGGGCUGCUGGUGGUGGUAGCCGCCGUCCACCUGGUUGCCUGCCCCUACACCAAAGUGGAGGAGAGCUUCAACCUGCAGGCCGUGCACGACCUGCUCUACCACCGGCUGGAUGUGGAGAAGUUUGACCAUCUCGAGUUCCCUGGCGUGGUCCCCAGGACGUUCCUCGGGCCGCUGGUGAUCGCGGCACUCUCCAGCCCCGCCGUUUACGUGCUUUCGCUCUUGGAAACGUCCAAGUUCUAUUCUCAGCUAGUAGUCAGGGCCGUCCUUGGACUCGGCGUGAUCUUUGGACUCUGGACUUUACAAAAAGAAGUGAGGCGGCAGUUUGGGGCCACGGUGGCCACCCUGUUCUGCUGCGUGACGGCCUCGCAGUUCCACCUGAUGUUCUACUGCACGCGGACACUCCCCAACGUGCUGGCCCUGCCUGUGGUCCUGCUAGCCCUCGCAGCCUGGCUGCAGCAGAGGUGGACGCGCUUCGUCCGGCUCUCGGCCUUCGCCAUCCUGGUCCUCAGAGCCGAGCUGAGCCUGCUCCUGGGCCUGGCGCUGCUGCUGCCGCUCUGCCUGCGGAAGGUCUCGGUGGCCCGGGCCCUGCGCUGCGCUGUGCCGGCUGGGAUCCUCUGCUUAGGGCUGACGGUGGCCGUGGACUCCUAUUUUUGGCGCUACCUCGUAUGGCCAGAAGGAAAGGUGCUCUGGUACAACACCGUCCUGAACAAAAGUUCCAACUGGGGCACCUCGCCGCUGCUCUGGUACUUCUACUCGGCCCUGCCACGCGGCCUGGGCUGCAGCCUGCUCUUCGUGCCCCUGGGCGCCGUGGACAGAAGGGCCCUGGCACUGCUCCUGCCGGCGCUGGGCUUCGUGGCUCUGUACUCGCUUCUCCCGCACAAGGAGCUGCGCUUCAUCAUCUAUGCCUUCCCCAUGCUCAAUAUCGUGGCCGCCAGGGGCUGCGCCCGUGUGCUGAGUAACUAUAAGAAGUCCUGGCUGUGUAAGGUGGGGUCCCUCCUCGUGAUAGGACACCUCGUGGUGAACGCCACAUACUCGGCCACAGGCCUGUACGUGUCCCACUUCAACUACCCUGGCGGCGUGGCGAUGCAGAGGCUGCACGAGCUGGUGCCCUCCCGCACAGAUGUCGUUGUGCACAUCGAUGUGGCCGCUGCCCAGACAGGUGUGUCCCGGUUUUUGGAAGUCAACAGUGCCUGGAGGUACGAGAAGAGAGAGGACGUGCAGCCCGGCUCCGAGCGCAUGCUGGCCUACACGCACCUCCUCGUGGAGGCCGCCCCCGCGCAGCUGGCCCCGUACCGGGACACGCACCGGGUGCUGGCCAGCGUCCCAGGCAUGACCGGGCUGAGCCUCAACCUGAGCAGGCUGCCCCCCUUUGACGUGAACCUGCAGACCAAGCUGGUGCUUCUGGAGAGGCUUCUCGGGCCUUCCUGAGGAGGAGCCAUAGGCCCUCCAGAAACAUCGGCAGGACGAGACGGGAAACGCGCAGAGGACCACGGGUGUGCCCUCACGGGGGCGCGUCCACAGCCACAGCCGGGGCACCCACGUCCACGCUGCCCACCGCUUGUGAGAACGAGGGGCCUGGCACCCCUGCCAGGGUGACGGUGGGUGGGAUGCUGUUUACCGUCCAGACCGCAGCGGGAUGUGGAUCUUGCCCGCGGAGCUGCUUCUGGGCAGCAGGCUGUGGCCUCUCGGCCCCUGAAAAGUCGUCCCCCUGGGGCAGCGUUACCGCAGAAACUCAGCACCCAGCCCUCGGGGCGGGGCCUCCUCUGUGGUCUCAGCCGUUUCCAUUUCAGAUGAGGCUUUAGGAGAUAAACUCGUUCAAAAAGAGUGAGAGUCAAAUUGUAAAUGUCGUCUUAUUGUUGAUCUCCGGUGAUGCUUCCAGAGACUGCUUCCACCUGGGUUUUGUUUAAGUGAUUUGGGCACUUUCCCACUUUGCUGAACAGUGUUUACUGAGUUCCUGACACGUGUCUGACUUCACCAGGCACUGAAGACGAUGCAGGGAACUGAGUGUGCUUUGCCCGCAUGCACACACACCGUGCACACGCACGCACACGCUACACACGUGUGCGUGGACACAGGCAGUCUUUCCUGAGCCAUUCCAGAGGGAGUUGCGUGCACCUGGCCUCUGGCCUGAGUGCCUCGGAAGGAGGUGGCGCUUCCUGACCUUCAGUUACUGUUUUUUCCACCGAAGCUGACAAGCAGUCUGUGCGGGCCCCUCCCCAAACCUCCCCGACACAGCACCCACUGGUGAUUCCUGCUGCGGCCGCCCGCCACUCAGCAGGCUCCCACCUUCCCCCGUUGCCUGUUUCUCGUGAGCGUUUGUUACUUACCUGUCAUCGGCAGUUCUCAGUGUUUAGAUGUGGCCCCCAGUCGUCAGCCUGCACGCAUGGACUGCUGCCGGAUCCCGAUGGGCCGUGAGCUGCCCUGUCGGUUGCCUUGGUGUUCAAACUGCAGAUACCCCUGGGGGGGCCUGUCAAGCCGUGCUGUCCCGGCUGCGUGCCGCGUCAUUAAGGUUUUGAGCACGUCCCUGCCUCCUGGCACAAGGAGUCCCGCCCAGGCUCCUCGGGCCUCUCUGUCUCCACCCUGGAGUCGGCCGUUUGGAGGGCCCGGGCUCCUUCUGGCAGGGACUGGUUUCAGAGACCAGUAUCUGGGUGCACAGUGCGCUCACUGCUAUCAGGAUGCCCGUGUUUCUAGGCCCUUUCUUCGGAGACAGAGGACAGGCGCGCCUGCACGUGGGCACACGCUUACGCACGUGCACAGGCAUGAGAGGUCACAGCACCAUGCUGACACCUCCAGUUCCACCCCAUCUCUGUGGGCGUCUGUUUGCCUCCCUCGUUCCACGUCUGCAUGUCCUGUCCCUGCAGUGAGAAUCCUGACCCCGACAACAUCAACGUACGUUUGACCCGUGUCAAGGGACACCGACCCCCACGCAGUUGGAAAUCUGCAUAUAACCUUUGACCCGCCCCCCCGCCAAGGCUUAAUUACUAAUAGCUCCUGUUGAGUGGAAGAUUUACCCAUAACAUGAACGGUCGAUGACACAUAUCUAUAUGUUACAUGUCAGAUGCUGUAUUCUUUCAAUUAUGUAAGCUACAGAAAAGAAAAUAUUAAGAAAAUCAUAGGGGGACCUCCCUGGUGGUCCAGUGGUUAAGACUUUGCCUUCCAGUGCAGGGGGUGCGGGUUCGA